AUGAAUGAAUUUGGUGGAGCGUUUCCUUUAAAGGCAAAGCCGCUGCGGUCCAUCACAGAGUCUCUCAUCACUAAAUACAGAAGCAAGUCAUCCGCUCAGGAUGAUGAUCACGAAAAGGAUGAGCCCAAGAACUCACCUGUUGAUGAAGAGCAAGGAACCCUCGCAUUUGCAGUUGGUCUUGCAAAGUCUGCGCUGGCUUCAGUUGCUGGAAAGUUUGGAUUCUCGUCCUAUAGUUAUGAACACUUUACCAAGCAAGAGAUGAUUGAUAAUCUUCUACUCCAAAAGAAAACCGCAAUUUCUUAUUCAAAAUGGAUGGAAGUGUGUAACGAUCUUGAUGAGCUACAAGAUUUCAAUAAGUGGAAGCAGGAGGCAGAAUCAAACUUAUAUGAUUUUUCAAUUGUUAAGAAAAAUAUGAUGGAAUUGCGUUCUGCCAGGCUUGAUGGUGAUAUACGCAAAUUGCUCUAUUUAAUAAGAACAACAUGGACUAGAAACAUUGGAAAUAUAGGGAAUGUCAACCUUUAUCGUCAUUCUCAUACGGGGACUAAGAAGUUGAUUGAGGAGUACCUUCAUGAAUGUGAACUGGCAUUGCAAGAAGUCACAAAAGAAAACAACAACCAUGGGUUGGAUGACAGAUAUAUCUUGGGAAUGCUUGUUCAAACGAGAAAGAAUAUAGGAAGAACUGCAUUAGUGCUAUCUGGAGGAGGUUGCUAUGGUCUUUUCCACAUUGGUGUCUUAGCUGCGUUGUUGGAGGAAGAUGUUUUGCCUAGAAUCAUAUCGGGGAGUUCUGCUGGCGCUAUAGUGGCGAGUAUACUUUCAGUUCAUAACACUGAUGAAAUUCAAGAGUUAAUGGAGACUAUUGUUGAACAAAAAUUUGAUAUAUUUGAAGAACAAAAAAACAUACAAACAUUUCUGAUAUGCCUUUCACGAUUUCUUAAAUAUGGAACUUGGUAUGAUAAUAAAAAUUUGCAAGAUACCAUGAUUGAUUUCUUAGGAGAUCUUACUUUUAGAGAAGCCUAUAAUAGAACGGGAAGAAUUUUAAAUAUAACUGUGUCACCAGCAAGUGUUCAUGAGCACCCAAGACUUUUGAACUAUUUAACAGCCCCUUCAGUUUUGAUUUGGUCAGCCGUUUGUGCUUCAUGUUCUUUGCCUGGUGUUUUUCCCUCUUCAACGAUCUAUGAGAAAAAUUUGAAAACUGGUGUUACACAAGAAUGGCAUCAUGCAUCAGUUAAAUUUGUGGAUGGAUCGGUCGAUAAUGAUUUACCAAUUACGAGACUUUCCGAAAUGUUCAAUGUCGACCACAUUAUUGCUUGUCAAGUUAAUCCCCAUGUUGUCCCUUUCUUGAAAUUAUCAGUGACCUGUGUUGGUGGUGAAAUUGAAACAGAGUAUAGUGCAAAAUUUAAAACCAAACUGGGCCAAAUUUAUGGCCUUUGGUCAGCUGAAGUUAUCCACUAUCUUCAGAUGAGUGCAGAGGUUGGUAUUGCAAGAAAUUUGUGUACAAAACUUGUCUCUGUGCUCUCUCAGAAAUAUUCAGGAGAUAUAACAAUUCUACCUGACUUACAUGAAGUUUCACAAUUGAAUAAAUUGCUAGCAAACCCAACUCCAGAAUAUUUACUACAAUGUACUAUGAAAGGUGCUAGGGCAACUUGGCCAAAGAUAUCCAUUAUUAAGAACCACUGCGGAAUUGAAUUUGCAUUGGAUGGUGCCAUCAAAUUGUUGAGAAGCAGA
Messenger RNA from Hansenula anomala, 1725 nucleotides. RefSeq lists its product as uncharacterized. The transcript has a single exon. Lineage: Eukaryota; Fungi; Ascomycota; Saccharomycetes; Phaffomycetales; Wickerhamomycetaceae. Gene Ontology annotation, molecular function: triacylglycerol lipase activity. Gene Ontology annotation, biological process: lipid metabolic process. The annotation marks the transcript as partial. The record is from RefSeq and is a predicted model, not a curated record.